UCAGCUGGAAGGAAGUUGCUGCUGGACUGGGGACAAAGAGCAGGCUGGAUGCAGGCAGACCCAGAUGGACGGUGCUGAGAGUUUCUAGGCCCGAGGGCCCUGAGAACUUCCUGUGCUGCAUUCGGAUGUAGAGAAACCCUCCUGUGUUACGCUGGCUGAGGGUUACUGCAGGAUGAGACGUGCCAUGGCUCUGUGCAGGCUCCUGCUCCUCGGGCUGCCCUGGCUGGUCGCUGCAGUGACAGCUGCUACCCCUGGGUGCAAGAUCCGGAUCACCGCCAAGGGCCUGGAGCUGGUGAAGCAGGAAGGGCUGCGCUUUGUGGAGCAGGAGCUGGAGCACAUCAGCAUCCCUGACCUGCAUGGGAAGGAAGGACAGUUCCAGUACAACAUCAGUGGGCUGAAGGUGACGGAUCUGCAGCUGGCACUCUCCAGCCUGCACUUCCAGCCCCCGCAGCACCUUGCCUUCAACAUCAACAAUGCCUCCAUCAGCCUCCGCUUCCGGCGCCAGCUGCUCUACUGGUUCUUCUACGAUAUUGGCUCCAUCAACGCCUCUGCCGAAGGUGUCAACAUCCGCACCCUGCUGAAGCUGUCCAUGGACAAGGCCGGGCGCCUCAAGAUUUCUAACAUCACCUGUAAUGCCUCCAUUGCCAGGAUGCAGACUGGCUUCACGGGCACACUCAGGAAGGUCUAUGAAUUCCUGUCUACCUUCAUCACCACAGGGAUACGCUUCCUUCUCAACCAGCAGAUCUGCCCCGCACUGCAUUACGCGGGGCGUGUGGAGCUGAACUCGCUGCUGGACACCGUGUCGGUGCGCAGCCCGGUGGAUGAGCACAUCAGCAUCGAUUACUCUCUCCUCAGCCACCCCGUCGUCUCCCCCGACACCCUCGAUCUGGACUUCAAGGGCAUGUUCUACUACCAGAGGAAUGAGACGCUGGUGAACCAGGCAGUGGCACCAGUGAUCAAGGAGACGGAGCGCAUGGUCUACGUGGCUUUCUCCGAGUACUUCUUCAACUCUGCCAUGGAUGCCUAUUACCAGGCGGGGGUGCUGAGCAAGGAGAUUGCAGGGGAGGAGGUGCCCAAGGACCUGGAGGUUUUGCUGAGAGCCACAUUCUUCGGAAGCAUCAUCAUGCUGAGCCCCGCUGUGGUGGAUGCGCCCCUGAAGCUGGUGCUGCAAGUGUCGGCUCCUCCACUCUGGACAAUCAAACCCGCGGGCACCUCCGUCUCUGUCGCUGCCGUCCUGAACAUCUCCCUGGUGCCCGUCGACCACCCUGCCAUCCAGCUCUCCAGCAUGACCAUGGAUACCAAGCUGAGUGCCAAGGUGUCUUUGCAAGGGAAAGCGCUGCAGGUGCAGUUGGAUCUGAGAAGGUUUCGGAUCUACUCCAAGCAGUCCGCACUGGAGUCCCUGGCGCUGUUCCCACUGCAGGCUCCCCUGAAGACACUGCUGCAGUUGGUGAUCAUGCCCAUCCUCAAUGAGAGGACAAAGAAGGGCGUCCCGAUCCCCCUGCCUGAGGGCAUGGACUUCACCAAGGAGAUAGUCGUGAGUCAUGUGGGUUUCAUCACUGUGGGGGCAGAUCUCCAUUUCUCUAAGGGACUGCGGGAGGUGAUUGAGAAAUACCAGCCUGCUCAGGCCAGCCGCCCACCAAGCCCAGGGCCAACAACCACAGCUGAGCUCUAACCUUUCCUUGCUGAUUUCCUUUAACACUACAACGCCCCAGGCCAGCCUCAGAGUCUUCACUAGAAAGCAGCCAGCCAGCUCCUGCAGGCCACACCUGGCCCCUGGAUGCAGCUGCUUGGGGCAUGGCAGUAAUCGCACCAUUACACUAAUAAACAGGGCUAGACACAG
Dermochelys coriacea (leatherback sea turtle) is the source of this 1840-nucleotide messenger RNA. RefSeq names its product phospholipid transfer protein (gene PLTP). Bases 173 to 1672 code for a protein of 499 amino acids. Lineage: Eukaryota; Metazoa; Chordata; Testudines; Dermochelyidae. Gene Ontology annotation, biological process: ceramide transport; high-density lipoprotein particle remodeling; phospholipid transport. Gene Ontology annotation, molecular function: phosphatidylcholine intramembrane carrier activity; phosphatidic acid binding; ceramide binding. The transcript has 16 exons. The record is from RefSeq and is a predicted model, not a curated record.